Molecule: messenger RNA, 424 nt
Organism: Culex quinquefasciatus (southern house mosquito)
Lineage: Eukaryota; Metazoa; Arthropoda; Insecta; Diptera; Culicidae
Exons: 2
Coding region: 16-393 (125 amino acids)
Source: RefSeq, a predicted model, not a curated record
UCUCUGUGGCCGUGAAUGGUACCGGCCACCAUUAUCUCGACUCGAGUCCAUUACUUACUCGGACGAUCGCCGGACAUGCCCCGAGAAUCCCGAGAUUCAUUCAUACCAAUCCGCUGGUCGGCCAUCGUGGCCGAUUCAGUAGAGUUUCGACCGGCACCCAGCAUCGACGUCGUCCCGGUGGAGUUCCGCGGUGGUGUGACAGCCCCAGCCUGGUCAGAGUCAACUGUCAGAGUGAGGGAGAGAGAGAGAGACAAGGAGAAAGUGAGCUGUCAGCUGUGGUGCGAACCGGGAAGAAGGAGUGAUAAGAAGACGAAGUUUGGGGUUUGUGACCAGCGGGGAAGAGGUUGCUGCUCCCGGAGGGGUUUGACCCAAAGUGGAAAAGUGCGUGCCUGACGGUCGUCAUCAUCCGUCAUCCGUGCGGGAA